Messenger RNA from Cladocopium goreaui, 816 nucleotides. NCBI's taxonomy places the organism in Eukaryota, Dinophyceae, Suessiales, Symbiodiniaceae. The record is from the annotation of a GenBank genome assembly.
AUGGGGGUUUGCUCAUGGUGCGAUGUGAACAAUGAGCUGAUGAGUCCAGGGCAUUGCCAAGGAGGUCAGCUCGGAACCAUCCUUCUUCAGAAGAUGGGCUGUUUGGAGAAGGAUAGUCUUUUGAAAGAGUUGGCUGCCAGCUUGCUUGCCGCCGUGCCAAAUUUUUUGCGAAAGCUGGCUGCCAGCUUGCUCGGUGGCGUGCCAGUUUUUGGAAAGAGCUGGCUGCCAGCUUGCUCGGUGGCGUGCCAGCUUUUUUGCGAAAGCUGGCUGCCAGCUUGCUCAGUGGCAAGCCAGUCUUUUGAAAGAGUUGGCUGCCAGCUUGCUUGCUUGUGUGCCAGCUUUUCAAAAGAGCUGGCUGCCAGCUUGCUCGGCGGCGUGCCAGCUCUUUUGCGAAAGCUGGCUGCCAGCUUGCUUGGUGGCGUGACGCGAAAAGCGAAGGAAGAAGUGGUGAAGUGGCUGAAGACAGAAGAUCCGACUUUUGCGGAGCUCCGCAUCAACUUGAAGGAGUUGGGACCGAAACUUGAAAUGAUGGCGAAGUUUCAUUCCGAAAUGGCCAAGUUGACCGAAGGUUUGCCCAAGGAAUAUGUAGCACUCACGACCAAAGGUGCCUCUGAGAGCCUGUCUAUCAUGGCAGGGGUCCUUUGUGCUGCCAGUUGGCAAGAAAUUUUGGGCAUGCCAGAGGGGAAGGCCCAAUUUGACGCCGCAUCUGCCGCUCUCACCAGCCAUGUUCUUUGGUCAAGAAAGAAAUGCAAGCAAAGUGGUUACAACCCAAGCAACCCUCUUAUCCUCUUGGCAAGCAUCAGAAAAAACAGGUGA